AUGCAAUGGCUGAAACGUGGAAGGGCCAAUGAUUCACUGACAGGGCAAGGUGCAAUCAUGGGCUCCAAAACCAAAAAAGUCCUAGACUACUCCUGCGCAAACAAAUUAUGUCGUAUCUGUGAAAGUGGAAGGUCAAAAGGUAAAGAUCCUGCUUAUCAUGACUGCCGUCAAAAUCACAAAGGUUCAUCAAAAUCAAUGGAACCUGAAGUGGGAGUUAGCCUAUUCAAUGAUGCUCCUAAUUAUGAGGUAAAGUACUCUGUGUUCAUUGGAGAUGAUGACAGUUCCACAACUGCUAAAAUUCAUGAAGAAGUGGGUUACAAUGUGGAAAAAUGGUCUGACAGCAGUCAUGCAACAAGAACACUUGUAAGCCACCUCCACAAGAUCAAGUCUGAGAAAAACAGUUUGCCUGGAGAAUCUGUUUUCUCACAGAAAGUUAUAGAUUAUUUUCAAAAAUGUUUUAGCUAUUGUUUAACCCAAAACAAAGGGGAUCAAGAAAAAAUGAGAAAGUCGUUAAUUGCUAUUGUGCCUCAUGCAUUUGGAGAACACAAAACAUGUGAAGAAAACAGGUUGAGCUGGUGCAAGUGGCUCCAAAAUCCAGACACUUAUUCCCACAAGGACCUCUCAAAUGGCAAAGACUUAACGGGGGAACACCUGAAGAAGAACCUAACUAGUUUGUUUAGCAUAUACUCCAGUUACAUUGUUAUUAACAAACUUGUUGAAAAUGCUUCCUCGAUCUCAGAGCAAUGAAAGUUUGCACAGCACAGUUGGUUCCAAAGUUCCUAAAAUAAGGUUUUAUGGAGGAAGUGAAAGUGCAGAUCAAAGAAUUGCUGCUGCUGUUGCUCAGACAAACCUGGGGAAACAAUACCUAGUGGACACUUUAUACCGUGCUGAUAUAGAACCUGGUCAAAUUACUGAACAAAAAACAGCAAUGAUUGACUAUGAGCGAGAUGCAGGACAGAAAAGGAAGUCAAGUGUUGAAUUUAAAAAACAACGUAGGCUGAAUUAUUUGAAAAGGAAAUCGAGAAACAAAUCUGCAUCAAAUCGAGAGGGAAUCAGCUACAAAAGUGGCAUUACACUAACCCUUGACCCUGAUCUAUUACAAAAAGCAGUUGUCACACCACGAGAAUAAUUAAAAGAAUUCGAAAAAUAUGUACCAACUUUCAGCGAACGACCUUCUAAGAAGUAUAUAACAUGUCCUGACGACGAAAACAGUGUUAAAAGCUUUAGCUUUGUAAUAUUUGACACGGAAACGAGCUGUGGAGGCAAACAAGCUGAAAUCAUUAGCGUAAAAACUUGCAAGAGGGGACAGGCUGCACAUCUUCACCGGCGUGAAACCUUUGAAACCUUUUACAUAUUGCUCCAUUGAGGAGACCUCCUUCAGGGGAUCUUACAGUUUAAAAUUUGAACGAUGAUAUCGCUUCUAUAUAGCGGACCAAGAUACGGUUCGGUACAGUUUAUGUUCAGCAAGGGAAAAUUGUGUAAGUGGAGCAGAACCUUUUAAAUGUUCAACAGACAAUUUAUUCAGUUCGCGCGUAUUCCUGUUGAAUUUGUAGCCCGUUUAUGGGAUAUGUCUACUCAAAAAUAUAAUAAUUUUUCCAUAGCUGCUGUUAUGUGAGAGUAACUGCUUUUAAUUUCUCCGUAAAGUUUAGGUUUACGCGAUCUCAGAGAACAAUGUUUAGCUGUACACAGCGGCCGAGACAAAGGAAGGAAGGUCAUUUUCCACAUUUACAACGCCGAAAAAAGAAAUUUCCCCUCAUGCUUCUCGUGUUAACAAGUUCAAAAUAUCUUGGGUUGGAGGGAAGAAGUGUCUUUACCGUAGAGGCAACAUUUUGCAAACAGUUCCUUUUCGAGAAUGUCUUCGAUCAUUUGUUGAUUUCCUUGAGGAUUCAAAGGGUUCUUGUGACAAAAUCGUUCUCAUUGGCCACAACUCUGCAUCUUUCGAUACACAUAUCCUGUUAAGAACAAUUCAAGAGUACUCACCAGAGCUUCUUCAUACAAUGAAGGAAUUAAAUAUCCAUUUUGCUGAUAGUCUUAUCCUGUUCCGCAACUUGAUAAAAGAAAAACACGCGGGACUCAAACAAGAUGACGGAUCGUUCGUAAAAAUAAAAUCAAGAAGCGCUUUACAAACACCUGUUCGGAACUGA
Molecule: messenger RNA, 2144 nt
Organism: Porites lobata
Lineage: Eukaryota; Metazoa; Cnidaria; Anthozoa; Scleractinia; Poritidae
Source: the annotation of a GenBank genome assembly